Molecule: messenger RNA, 931 nt
Organism: Schistocerca americana (American grasshopper)
Lineage: Eukaryota; Metazoa; Arthropoda; Insecta; Orthoptera; Acrididae
Gene: RpS3A
Product: 40S ribosomal protein S3a
Exons: 6
Coding region: 95-886 (263 amino acids)
Biological process (GO): translation
Cellular component (GO): cytosol; ribosome
Molecular function (GO): structural constituent of ribosome
Source: RefSeq, a predicted model, not a curated record
AGGGGAUUGUCUGCGACAGUGAAACUUUUUGACUCCAUGUGCUGAGUCGAGCAAGUAGCUUCCGGCGACGUUCCUUCCAGUUGUACGUGAAAUCAUGGCGGUGGGUAAGAAUAAGGGGCUGUCGAAAGGAGGAAAGAAAGGUGUUAAGAAGAAGAUUGUAGAUCCAUUCACAAGAAAAGACUGGUAUGAUGUUAAGGCACCAUCGAUGUUCACUGUCCGCCAAGUUGGCAAGACUCUAGUCAACAGGACACAAGGAACAAAAAUUGCAUCUGAAGGUCUGAAAAACAGAGUGUUCGAAGUGUCGUUAGCUGAUCUGCAGAAUGACGAUGAUGGUGAACGCUCGUUUCGAAAAUUCCGCCUCAUUGCUGAAGAUGUGCAGGGAAGAUAUGUGCUUACAAAUUUUCAUGGAAUGGAUCUAACCACUGAUAAGCUUAGGAGUAUGGUAAAGAAGUGGCAGACAUUGAUUGAAGCUAAUGUUGAUGUGAAGACAACUGAUGGAUAUCUUCUGCGUGUGUUCUGCAUUGGCUUCACAAAUAAAGACCAGAUGUCCAACAGGAAAACCUGCUAUGCCCAGCAUACUCAAGUCCGCGCAAUCCGGAAAAAGAUGGUAGAGCUUAUCACGCGUGAUGUGGCACAGAGUGAUUUGAAGGAAGUCGUCAACAAACUCCUUCCUGAUUCUAUUGCGAAAGACAUUGAAAAAGCGUGCCAGGGUACUUACCCUCUCCAUGAUGUGUAUAUUCGUAAGGUGAAAGUUUUGAAGAAACCUAAGUUUGACUUGUCUAAACUGUUAGAACUCCACGGUGAUGGCAAGGGUGGCAGUGAUGAACCUGGUGCUAAAGUUGACCGGCCUGAGGGUUAUGAGCCACCUGUUCAGGAGUCUGUAUAAGGUUUUGUAUUAUGUUGGAGUGAAUCAAUAAAACAUGAAAACUGA